AUGGGUCCUGCAAAGGACCCGGACCUGCCAGACGUCAUCGCCACAGGAGUCGGCCACAUCGCGGGCAAGAAGGAUGCCUUUGUAGUGCGAAACACCUUCAUUGACCAGAUCCCUGGUACUCCCAGCUCACCAAACGGGGCGGAGCGCCAGGUGCAUUCGUGCCCUGGGACGAGCCUGCUCGACCAUGCGACCCCACAGCAGGAGGAUGCCAGGAAGCUGGGAAUUGGAGCGACGGUUCUCGCGGCGGUGCCUUCCUCACCCGGGUCGGACUGUGACUCCAACAAGUCUGGCCUGCAUGGGAGCCGGGACCAGAAGCCCUGGAGUCCUGACGUAGUCCAGAAGCUGGUGGACGAAGCCGCAGCAGUGCUGGAAAUGCACACGCCCUCCCUGCCAGGAGCCUCGCGAAGAAGUUCGCCGAUGAUGGCGAAAGCCUCCCCUCUGAUGAAGGGGGCCGACUUGGUGUCUUCCGCUGUGGCGGACGCUGCGGCCGCAGCCGAUGCCUCACCUGAGGUCAAGCCGCCAGAGAUUUGCGGCACACCCUCGCCAUGGCAGAACCACAGCCACAGCCGCCAGGAGUUCUGCUGCGCUACACCGUCUCCAUGGCAAGGCUCGGCAGUGAUCAACCCAGAGAUCACCGCCAAGUUGCUGGCCAUGGGACAGCAGAAGGGCUCGGAUGGUAGCGUCCAGGACCCUGUCGCCAUGAUUGUGGCCUCGGCCGCAGCGGCCGCCAACAAAGAGCCUCCACCACCACCUGCGCAGGCUCCUCCUGCUCAGUACUCGAAAGCCGCAAACAGCCCAUUGCUCGCACCACCGCUGAGGUUGCCCCGCAUCGAGUCUGGGAUCGCCAGCAUCGAGGAAGGCGACAACAGUGCCUUCCACAGUGCAUCGUCGGACCCAGAGAUCGCACCGGAUGCCCUGGCCAUGGCCGAAAGCUUUGCCUCCCUUGUGAAGCCCGACCAGCUAGGGGCGGAACAUGUCCAGUGGUGGCAGCCGAUGAAGGAGACGCUCUCGACUGAGGAGGAGGCUGGAAUUCUAGACUUCAUCCAGCGAUGGGGCUUAGAUGGGAACUGCGACAGAGUCUUGAGGAAUCUUCCCUCUCACGUUCGGCAAGAGGUGCUGGCAAGCUUUUUGGCGUCCCCUGACACCCGCAACGUCAGCGCGAAGUUCAUGUCGUGGCUAAGCUCGCGCAUGAGGAACUUCGAGGAGAUCCAGUCCGCGCUUGUGACGACGCCCGAGGAGCGACGGGCUUUCUAUGAAAGAUGGAGGCUGGACCAGAAGUGCCGGCAGUUGGUGGAGGAGCAGGCGCCCUCGGUCCAGAGGGAGCUGAUCUCCAACUUCAACCCGCCUGCCGGUACGAAGAACGUCGCCGGACGGAUGACUGCCUUCCUGAACAUGAUCCUGAACAAGACAAGGCGGGGAUAG
This is a messenger RNA of Symbiodinium natans, 1422 nucleotides long. NCBI's taxonomy places the organism in Eukaryota, Dinophyceae, Suessiales, Symbiodiniaceae. The record is from the annotation of a GenBank genome assembly.